Messenger RNA from Mucor velutinosus, 894 nucleotides. RefSeq lists its product as uncharacterized. Bases 1 to 894 code for a protein of 297 amino acids. NCBI's taxonomy places the organism in Eukaryota, Fungi, Mucoromycota, Mucoromycetes, Mucorales, Mucoraceae. Gene Ontology annotation, cellular component: cytoplasm. The transcript has 2 exons. The record is from RefSeq and is a predicted model, not a curated record. Gene Ontology annotation, biological process: L-histidine biosynthetic process. Gene Ontology annotation, molecular function: ATP phosphoribosyltransferase activity; magnesium ion binding.
AUGGAGUUCGUCAAGGAUCUCGAAGAUCGCAUGCUUUUUGCAGUUCCAAAAAAGGGACGCAUCUACCAAACUUGCAUCGAGCUUUUAAAGGGAUGUGACAUCCAUUUUAAUCGUAGCUCACGUCAAGACAUCGCCCUUUGCACAAACUUGCCAAUUGCACUCAUCUUCUUGCCUGCUGCUGAUAUUGCUAAAUAUGUGGGUGAUGGCAACGUCGAUCUUGGUAUCACUGGCCAAGAUAUCGUUGUUGAAAGUGAAGUCGAGGAUAAAAUCCGUCAAGUACAGGAGUUGGACUUUGGUAAAUGUAGACUUUGUAUCGAGGUGCCUAUGAAUGGUGAAUAUCAAACAUUGGAGUCAUUGGUCGGUAGACGUAUUGUUACAAGCUUUGUAAAUUGUGCUGCCAAGGUGUUUGAACCUCUCGAUAAAGCUGCUGGCAAAAAGACCAUCAUUGAGCACGUUUCCGGUUCUGUGGAAGCUGCUUGUGCGCUUGGUUUAGCUGAUGGUAUCGUUGAUCUCGUCGAAACAGGAGAAUCGAUGCGUGCUGCUGGUCUCCACGACAUCCAUGAUUUGAUGGAAACCCAAUCUGUUUUGAUUGCCAACAAGAAAUCAACCCACACCGAGUUGAUUGAGAAGAUUGCCUCACGUGUGCGCGGUGUGAUUACUGCUCAUAAGUUUGUGCUGUGUACAUACAAUGUUGAGCGUAAAAACUUGGCUGCUACUAGUAAAGUAACUCCAGGCCGUCUUGGUCCUACUGUCUCCGCAUUAGAUUCUCAUGAUGGCUGGGUGGCUGUUUCUGCCAUGAUCGCAAAGAAAGAAAAGGGCGAGAUUUUAGAUAAAUUAACAGAAUGUGGUGCAACUGACAUAAUGGUCAUGGCAUUUACAAACUGUCGUGUAUAA